Cuscuta campestris is the source of this 1474-nucleotide messenger RNA. NCBI's taxonomy places the organism in Eukaryota, Viridiplantae, Streptophyta, Magnoliopsida, Solanales, Convolvulaceae. The record is from the annotation of a GenBank genome assembly.
ACCAAUCAUAUUUCCAUUUUCUCUCUUCUUCUCCACCAACACCCACCCCCAAUAAAUAUAAAUCCCCCAUCUCUCCCUCUCUCAAGUUUUCUCUGUGAAAAAAGGGAUGAGCGAUCUUAAGGCCAAGUUUCUGGAGGUUUACUCCACCCUCAAAUCAGAGCUUCUCAAUGACACUGCUUUCGAGUGGACCGAUGAUUCUCGUCAAUGGGUCCAGAGGAUGCUGGACUACAAUGUACCUGGAGGGAAGCUGAACCGUGGGCUCUCUGUUAUUGAUAGCUACCAGUUGCUGAAAGAGGGGAAAGAACUAAGCACUGAGGAAAUUUUUCUGACAUCUGCCCUAGGCUGGUGUAUUGAAUGGCUCCAAGCUUACUUUCUUGUUCUUGAUGAUAUAAUGGAUGGCUCUCAUACACGGAGAGGUCAACCAUGUUGGUUCAGAUUGCCAAAGAUUGGAUUGAUUGCUGCUAAUGAUGCAAUACUACUUCGCAACCAUAUCCCAAGAAUUCUCAAGAAACACUUCAAAGGGAAGCCUUAUUAUGUGGACUUGUUGGAUCUAUUUAAUGAGGUGGAAUUCCAAACCGCCUGUGGGCAGAUGAUUGAUCUGAUUACCACUCUAGAAGGGGAGAAAGAUUUGUCAAGAUAUUCAUUGCCACUCCACCGCCGGAUUGUAGAAUACAAGACUGCAUACUAUUCAUUUUACCUCCCGGUGGCGUGUGCACUUGUCAUAACUGGUGAAGAUCUUGAUAAGCAUGUCGAUGUGAAGAAUAUACUUGUAGACAUGGGUAUCUAUUUUCAAGUACAGGAUGAUUAUCUGGACUGUUUUGCUGAGCCAGAGGUUCUUGGAAAGAUUGGAACAGACAUUGAAGAUUUUAAGUGCUCGUGGAUGGUUGUGAAAGCCUUGGAGCUUUCUAAUGAGGAGCAAAAGAAGAUUUUACAUGAGAAUUAUGGAAAUAAGGAUCCUGCUUGUGUAGCUAGGAUUAAGGCGCUUUACAAUGAUCUCAAGCUUCAGGACGUGUUUGCAGAGUACGAGAGCAAUAGCUAUGAAAGGCUGAUUAGUUCGAUCAACGCUCAUCCAAGUGAAGCAGUUCAAGCAGUGUUGAAGUCAUUCUUGUCCAAAAUAUACAAGAGGCUCAAAUAGGAAAGCUUUGCUAUAAAGAAAUUUGCUUUGUAGUUAUAUAUCACUCAUUUAUUGGGUUCAAAGUGUUGGUAUUUGGUAUGUCCCCAUUUGUUCUAAUUGUAUUCACAUUAUUAUAUACUACAUAAAGUUGUAGCAUAGUUUUAAAAUAAAGACUCAUUUUGAGUAUAGGGAAACAUCACAUUCAAGUCCUAAAUGAAGGUUCAUUUGAUUUCAAGAUUUUAGGGUUGUUUUUACUUUGAAGGCAAAAACGAUGUACUCCUUUUUAUCUUUUUCUUGAGAUAUGUUCUUUUGUUCUUUUCAAUUCAAGGCUUUGUUUGGCAAUAAAUGGUUUCAUUUACA